This is a messenger RNA of Girardinichthys multiradiatus, 2804 nucleotides long. It is a transcript of the gene prune1, whose product is annotated as prune exopolyphosphatase. The coding region runs from base 814 to 2160 and encodes 448 amino acids. Gene Ontology annotation, molecular function: exopolyphosphatase activity. The transcript has 10 exons. Gene Ontology annotation, cellular component: cytoplasm. The record is from RefSeq and is a predicted model, not a curated record. NCBI's taxonomy places the organism in Eukaryota, Metazoa, Chordata, Actinopteri, Cyprinodontiformes, Goodeidae.
AGCUGAUCUCUGUAAUCAUUCCUUAAUUUAGAUUAAAGGAACUAAAAGUUAGAAACUGGUUGAGAUUCUGAUCGCUUCUGGGGACCAAGGACCGGAGGAGCUCCGAGGCGUCUGACCGCCAACAGGAUGCGGUAGGCCGGACAGCUUUCCUCAACACUGGGAGUAAAACCGUCUGCGGUUGAAGUCCAGGGAUCGUCGGUUCGGCCCACUUCAGAGAGUCUGCGGUAAAGGGUUCUACUGGCAAGCAUCAGUUGAAGCAUUCUGUAGCGUUGCCUCUGACGAACAUCCCCAUUAACCCACGCUGACACUGGUUCUAUUAUCUCCCUGACCCUGAAACUGGGUCACACCAGGGUCUUCAGGCCGAAGAUCCACGAUGUCCCACUAGAACCCCUCAAAGCUCCGUUUGAUGCUCCAUUUUUAAGAAUCACACUAGGAAGAGUGACGUGUUCUUUAGUGUCUUACGGCAGAUGAUUCCAUGCUUUAUUUAAAAAGCGGAAGGUUAGAGAAAAUAAAAGCAGCUGCGUGUUUUUCAUUGGUCGCUGCUGAUCCAAUAAUUCUUCAUAAUGGUUCUGGUUUCUCAUAGUAAAUUUGACUUUCUGUUUUCCGAGCCAUGAAAGGGUCAGUGAAGCCGUCCUGACCUUUCACCCCGCUCUGUACCAACAGUCGCCCUCUGCAGCAGACCGUUAACACGCCAACGUUCCGCUUAGGACCCUGCUUUACCGCUCGGUGAGCCCACGGUGCCCAUUGCUCGGUUCGGUCGCAUCAACAGAACCGGAGCGAUACCAUCUGGAAGCCACAGGCUCUCUAACGCAAAUGGAGGAGUUUCUGCAGAGCUGCCGGCAGACCUUGCAGGAGAAAACGGAUCAGGACAGCCCGGGUUUCCAUGUUGUUUUGGGGAAUGAAGCCUGUGAUGUGGACUCUAUGGUGUCCGCUCUUGCCUUCGCCUACUUACUGUUCAAGACUGCAGGUGGCGACUCGCUGGUUCUGCCCCUGCUCAACAUCCGACAGUCAGAACUGGUGCUGCGAUCAGACAACGUGUUCCUGCUGCGUCAGACUGGUCUGUCUCCAGACCUGCUGCUGUUCAGGGACCAGCUGGACCUCAGAGUUCUGCACAGAGCAGGCCGUCUGCGGCUGACCCUUGUCGACCAUAACGUCCUGCCUAGACUAACGUUGCAAAUCUCUUCCUCACUUGCUUCACUUCCCUCCAUUCUGCUGUUGUUGAACUGCGGCUGCGCCACUCGGCUCCCUUCAGACACUGACCUGGAGGGGGCAGUGGUGGAGGUGCUUGAUCACCAUCAGCUUGAGAGAAAACUUUCCCCCACCUGUCCUGUUACCGUGGAGAUGGUGGGAUCUUGUGCUACCUUGGUAACUGAACGCAUCAUCCAGAAAGCUCCACAGAUCCUGGACCAGCAGCUGGCCCAGCUGCUCUAUGCAGCGACAGUGGUGCUGGACUGUGUCAACAUGGCUCCUGCUGCAGGUAAAGUAACACCUAAAGACAGUCAGUACAUUGCUGUGCUGGAGACGCGAUUCCCCACUAUGCCACCAAGGGGCACUCUGUUCCAGGCGCUGCAGAAUGCCAAGUUUGACGUGUCAGGUCUGAACAUGGAGCAGAUGUUGUUAAAAGACAUGAAAGCUGUUUCAGGAAGUCUCAACGUCGCCGUUCCAGUUCUCUACAUCACCCUGAAGGAAUUUUUGCAGAGGGCUGACUUGGAAGCGGAGCUUUCAGUUUUCUGUCAAAAGUCUGGAUUUGAUUUGCUGCUGAUGAUGACAAUCUCCUUUACUGAGAGCAAAGAGCCAAUCAGAGAGCUUGUUGUGUUCAGCCACAGCGCCUCCUGCAGGGAGCAGGUAAGUAAGUACCUGGAGCAGGCCCACAACCCCGCCCUCAACCUCAGUCCAAUCAGCUGCCCCCAUCCACACAUCUCAGCGUAUCAGCAAGGGAACACACUGGCUUCCAGGAAGAAGCUCCUACCCCUAGUUAAGGACUUCCUGAGAGAGUGUGAUGGAGACGGUUGCCUGAGAGACACAGAGGAGGACUCUGAGGUUCCUCCUACCCCCAUGAAUAGUCUGGUGGACGGCUGUCCUCUGGACGAAGGACUUCCUCGAAUAACUGCUGAGGACCUGCAGGACAAGUUGCACCAGAUGGAGUCUGCUGACCUCUGACCUCUCUUCUGUUGGUCCUCAGGGUGUCUCUGUCGUCAUCCCAUCGUCUCUGAUACCACACCAGUGUCAGAGGAUGGGCAGAGACUCUGAGGACAGAACAUCAGAACCCAAAUUACUUCUGUCAGGAAACCGUUUUAAUCUCAGAUCGAUUCCGGUGGAACUAAAGCUGGUCCUACAAAACCAGUCCAACAGAACCGGCCCAUUCUCAGUGGGGUAGACUCAGUACAGUAGAUUAAGGUGACUGGUCCAGUAGAACCUGCUCUGAACAGGUUCUACUGGACCAUUCUGAAGUGAGUUCAUGAUCUCAUUUGUUUCUCCUAAUUUUAACAAAGACAAUCUGAGCAACCAAAAUGCAGCUGGGAGAUGUGUAAAACCUUCAGAAUAAAAGACUUUAUUUCAUGUUUUUUUAAUAACCUGUUUAUUGUUGAUGAUGUUCCUGCUCAGAUACGGGAUCUCCUUCAUGAAGUUAACGAAACUGUUUCUCUGAUAGUAAAAUGUUCAAGCUAAAAAACUUCAACACAUCUCCACUUACAAUAAUAAAAGCAUGUCAGUCUUACCCUUGAAUGAAACUGGUCACAACAAAGAUCUGCAUGAGCUGUUCCUUCAGAAUAAAGGUCUGUCACCUGAUAGACAUUCUAAAAGCA